GGCCGGUGGGAGCGGAGCGGAGCGGGCAUGGGGCCGCGGGCGGCCGGGGCGCUGCGGGCAACGCUGGCGCUGGGGCUGCUGGCGGCAGCGCAGCCCGGGCCGGCAGCUCGGCAGCGGCGGGACGCGGAGCUAUUCCUGGAGAAAUACGGCUACUUUGGGAAGCAGGCUCCCGGCACACACAGCCCUGAUGAGUUCACGGAUGCACUGAGGGAUUUCCAGCGGGUGACCCACCUCCCGCUCAGCGGGGUCCUGGAUGCCCCCACACUCCAUCAGAUGGCUCUGCCGCGGUGUGGCACCGGUGAUGGGGAGAGCCGCACUACAGGGACACAACGGGCACCCAGCACCCGGCGCCACAGGCGCACUGUGCAGCACGGCGGGAGGUGGUACAAGCGGCACCUGACGUACCGGGUGGUGAACCGGCCCCCGUACCUGCCGCAGCACGAGGUGCGCCUCGCCGUCAGAGCCGCCUUCGAGCUCUGGAGCAACGUGUCCUCGCUGGUGUUCUGGGAGGUGCGCGACGGCCCCGCCGACAUCCGCCUCACCUUCUUCCGUGGGGACCACAACGACGGGCUCAACAACGCCUUCGACGGGCCAGGAGGUGCCCUGGCUCACGCCUUCUUCCCCCGGCGUGGUGAAGCCCACUUCGACAGCGCCGAGCGCUGGUCCCUGCACAGCGGCAAAGGGCGCAACCUCUUCAUCGUGGUGGCCCACGAGGUCGGGCACACGCUGGGGCUGGAGCACUCCCCAGUCAAGAGCGCUCUGAUGUCUCCCUACUACAAGAAGCUCGGCAAGGAUUUUGUGCUGAGCUGGGACGAUGUCUUGGCCGUGCAGAGCCUGUACGGGAAGCCAUCCAAGGGCUUGGCCAUCCAGCUCCCGGGGAAGGUCUUCACUCACUUCCAGGACUGGAGCACAGAUCCUUACGGUGGGGAUCGGCAGCAGAGGAGCCCCAGUGCCUAUUACUGCCACUCCUUCUUCGAUGCCAUAACUUCUGAUGGGGAUCACAACAUCUACAUCUUCAAGGGCAACCACUACUGGAUGGUGCCGGUGCACGGCAACGCCAGUGACCCACAGCCACUGCAGAACCGCUGGCCUGGCCUCCCUGCUGGCAUCGAUGCCGCUGCCUGGUCCCAGAGCAGCAAUAAGUUCUACUUCUUCAAAGGAGGGAGAUGCUGGCGCUACGCGGGCUCCAGCUUGGAUGCAGGUUUCCCUCUGAAGUGCAGCGCCCGCGGGCUCCCGCGGCACCCGGACACGGCGCUGCACUUCCAGCAGCUCCAGCGCAUGGUGCUCUUCAAGGGACCCAAGUACUUCGUGCUGGGCGAGGAGCCCCUCGCCCCGGAGCCCUAUUACCCUCGCAGCCUGCGGGACUGGCAGGGGCUGCCCUCGGGCACCGCGGGUGCCCUCACCCACCGCGACGGCUCCGUCUACUUCUUCAGGGAUGAGCGGUACUGGCGCUUCCACCCGGGGAAGCUGCAAGUGGUGGCCAGCGGCAAAUGGGCGGCAGAGCUGCCCUGGAUGGGCUGCUGGGAUGCCGGCGGUGGGCAGGACCUCUUCUGAGCUGGACAAAACAGGGCUCUGAGCCCCUGCCUGCAGCCCUCUUGGUGUGACUGAAUGGGAGCGGUUUGGAGGGGACCAGCAGGGUGGCUGGAGCCGUGCGUGAUGCAGUGGGGAUGGAGCCGUCAGCCCCAGCGGCUCCGCCACGGACAGAGGCUGGAGGCUUGGAGAGACAAUGUUAAGACUGCAAAGCAAGGGUAUAAGCCAUGAGACUGCAGUGCUCCUUCCCGUGAAUGGUCAGGGGAUCGUUGUGCAUGUGUCUUCCACACUGGGACUGGGGGCUGUUGAUCCUUUAGCCAUGGCCAGGCAAAGAAGUGCUUUGCCAUUGCUCACCUUGGGCUUUGGGGGGGGUUAAAUAAGAGCCUCGAGAAUGUUUCCUGGUUACAACCAAAGAGAA
Messenger RNA from Pezoporus flaviventris, 1948 nucleotides. RefSeq names its product matrix metallopeptidase 28 (gene MMP28). The transcript has 8 exons. Gene Ontology annotation, molecular function: zinc ion binding; metalloendopeptidase activity. Lineage: Eukaryota; Metazoa; Chordata; Aves; Psittaciformes; Psittacidae. Gene Ontology annotation, cellular component: extracellular matrix. Gene Ontology annotation, biological process: extracellular matrix organization; collagen catabolic process; proteolysis. Bases 28 to 1554 code for a protein of 508 amino acids. The record is from RefSeq and is a predicted model, not a curated record.